AUGAGGGUAUGCCAAGUAACGGCGAUUAGGGUGAUAAACGGGCCCUGUAGUGUUCCCGGUUACACUUCGAGUGAGUGAAAGUCGUGCUCGGUACGGGGUGAGUGUCCAAAAAUUCAUUCCCCCCGCUUUUAAAAAGGGGGGCGGUGGCUCGCAUCAGUGUUUUUUUAUCGUUUCUUUAGACGUCUUCAUCCCGAAAAUAACAAUGGCCGGAGGAUUCGAAUAUGCAUGGAUUUUUAAAAUGCCAAGCUUGCUACCCUGGCAACCUACACACAUUUUCCUGACCCUUUUUUAUUACAUGUGUCAAUUAGCAUCGGUACGGCUACUGAUGGACUUGGCAGAAACUAUGAAAAACAUUGUUGCCAAAGGUAUGCAAACCGAAAUGGGACCACCAGGUGGAGGAUCUGGUUACCCUGGUACACCAAGUAGUGCUGGUUAUGUUACUGAAAAGAUGUAUAUGUUACUACAAGCCUAUCUUCAAAACAAAGGUUGGAAUCCAAGCAUCGAACUGCUGCAAUGUUUUUCUGAAUUCAAAGAUGCAUCUAUGAUACCAAGUGCUGCCUAUUUGCAGAUGAUGGCAUCAAGAAUAGCUCUGGACUCUCAGGGAAGGCUAGUGCUUAGAGAAAAUGGAAAAAUAAUAUUGCCCUAUGAACACUUUGCAAAUGCUGUGAUGUUAAAGCAUAUGAAUGGUCCACAUGGUCUACAUUUGGGCUUAGAAGGGACAGUUAGAGCUGUUAUGGAAUCAUACACUAUUGGACGAGAAUGUUUUGGUAUGGAAAAAGAAUUUAUAAUAGAGGUGGUACAAAAUUGUCCAAAUCCUGCUUGCCGUUAUUACAAAAAUCAGCUUGAAUUAACUCAAAAAAUGGGACAUAUGGCACCAACUUAUAUUCAAGAAAAUGAAACAACAGCUUCUCUCUUACGUAGUAGUUUCCCUCAUAAUACAGAUUUUCAAGCAACUUUAAGCAGUGCUAAUCCAAAUACUCACAUGGGAGGAGGAUCAACAGCAGAUUUGGCAGAAAUGAGAAGUGCUGGGAACCAAAUGAAUCUUCAACGUCCUCCAAGCCGUCCGUCAUUAAAUAUUCCACAUAGACCUGUGUCACAAGAAAAAAAAGUAGCCACUGGGAAGCAACAUUAUGAAUCCUUAAUACCUAAUAUUCCAAUGUCUGAUCACAAAUUAACAGACUUUUUAAGAACGAAUUUAGAUAACUUGGACAAUCUCAGUGGGCUUGGUUUGGGAAAUUUACAAGGGAUAGGAAAUGCAAAUAAGGAUUUAUUAGCUUUACAUAAUGGAGCUUGGCCAUUAGAAAAUGAGAAAGGAUCUCGGGCAUCUUCAAAUUCAGAAGGAGGACAAGAAAAGAUAGUAAGAGCUUUUGCAGAAGUUAUGAAGAAUAUGGCAAGAAUGAAAGCUUGUGUACGUCCUGCAAUGUGCAAACCAUAUGGAAAACAAUCAGAAGCUUUGCAAAAAACUCUGGUGGAUACAAUACAGCUUAUACAGUCGCUAAGAAGUUUUCUGCCACCUCCACAUAUUCCUGUCUCAAGCUGGAAAAAUGAAGAUAAACAUCGAUUAGAUCAUACGGGUACUCCCUAUCUCCCAUCAUUGUAAGUAUUUCUUAUGGUUUAUAUUUUAAGUAUACCCUCGUUACAUGACUAGAGAUAUCAAAUAAAGAGUUAUAAUUUUUAUGCAGAAAGACUGGAGGUUUAGAAGAGUUAUGCGAACAACGCAAGCUAGACUAA
Heterotrigona itama is the source of this 1731-nucleotide messenger RNA. The record is from the annotation of a GenBank genome assembly. NCBI's taxonomy places the organism in Eukaryota, Metazoa, Arthropoda, Insecta, Hymenoptera, Apidae.